CUCUGGCCCCGCCUCCCAGUUGUCCCCUCCCCUCCCUCCGAGUGUGUGUCAGUGACCCAGAGGCGGUGUGAGGCGGAGGGGACCGUCGGGGGGCGCCGCCGCCGCCGCCUCCAACAGCAACACCAGCCCUGCCUCACGAUUGGAUUUGUCUCAGGCCCUCUGGGAGCGCGCCACAAAGAGGGCCCCGCGGCUCUCCCUCCGCCAGCAGCUUCUUAGCUCUCAGCUCCUCGGUCAACUUCCUCCUCGCCGGGCUUGGCCGGCUGGCGGGGAAGGCGGCGGCGAAACGCCGGUCUGUCUCUUUGCGCUCACGGCGCACACACUUCACCCGCUUACUCCGGAUCUCGGGGCAGUGCUGGGAUACCGGCCACCAACAAUUGUCCGGAAAUAAUGCAAAAGGUGUUCCAAACCUCCUGAUCCGUGAACAGAGAUUUGAGAAAGCCAACCAAGCUCAUGUUUUCUCCUGAUCAAGAAAAUCACCCAUCCAAAGCACCAGUAAAAUAUGGUGAACUCAUUGUCUUAGGGUAUAAUGGGUCUCUCCCAAAUGGCGAUAGAGGAAGGAGGAAAAGUAGGUUUGCUUUGUUUAAAAGGCCCAAGGCAAAUGGGGUGAAGCCCAGCACUGUGCACAUUGCUUGUACUCCUCAGGCUGCAAAGGCAAUAAGCAACAAGGACCAGCAUAGCAUAUCAUAUACCUUAUCUCGGGCCCAGACAGUGGUGGUUGAGUAUACUCAUGACAGCAACACUGAUAUGUUUCAGAUUGGUCGGUCAACUGAAAGCCCCAUUGAUUUUGUAGUAACUGACACAGUGCCUGGAAGUCAAAGUAAUUCUGAUACACAGUCAGUGCAAAGCACCAUAUCAAGAUUUGCUUGUAGAAUCAUAUGUGAACGGAAUCCCCCCUUUACAGCACGGAUUUAUGCUGCAGGAUUUGACUCAUCAAAAAACAUCUUCCUUGGGGAGAAGGCAGCCAAAUGGAAGACAUCAGAUGGGCAGAUGGAUGGCUUGACGACCAAUGGAGUUCUUGUUAUGCAUCCACGCAAUGGGUUCACAGAAGACUCCAAGCCUGGAAUAUGGAGAGAAAUAUCAGUGUGUGGAAAUGUAUUCAGCCUCCGUGAAACCAGAUCAGCACAGCAGAGGGGGAAAAUGGUGGAAAUUGAAACCAAUCAGUUACAAGACGGCUCGUUAAUUGACCUGUGUGGUGCGACGUUGCUGUGGCGUACUGCAGAAGGCCUGUCUCACACUCCCACAGUGAAGCAUUUAGAAGCUUUAAGACAAGAAAUCAAUGCAGCCCGACCUCAGUGCCCUGUAGGGUUCAACACACUAGCGUUUCCUAGUAUGAAGAGGAAAGAUGUGGUCGAUGAAAAACAGCCCUGGGUCUAUCUAAACUGUGGCCACGUGCAUGGCUAUCAUAACUGGGGAAACAAAGAAGAACGUGACGGAAAAGAUCGUGAAUGUCCCAUGUGUAGGUCCGUUGGUCCUUAUGUCCCUCUGUGGCUUGGAUGUGAAGCUGGAUUUUACGUGGACGCCGGCCCUCCAACCCAUGCGUUUAGCCCGUGUGGGCAUGUGUGUUCAGAAAAGACAACUGCCUACUGGUCCCAGAUCCCACUUCCUCAUGGUACUCAUACUUUUCAUGCAGCCUGUCCCUUUUGUGCACAUCAGUUGGCUGGUGAACAAGGCUACAUCAGACUUAUUUUCCAAGGACCUCUAGACUAACAGACAGUUGUCCUUCAGGACUCCAUUAUAAAUUUAUAAGCUAAGAGAUUUGGGAUUUCCAACCUGUUGUCCACAUCACAGUUUCUCUGCUCUGAUCAUUUGCAUUAAGAUGAAGAGCUUUUCUAAACGUUUAUAAUAGUAGCAAUUUCUGAACAAAAAUCUGGGAAACUCAAGCAGAGGAAUUUCUGAAAGUACCAGAAUUCUAAGUCCUGAGUUUUGAAAAUCUAUUUUGAGGAAAAAAAGACAUAGUCUCAAAUUGAUGCCUUCGUUUUCGUGUUUUUUGAAUCACCCAUUCUCAGCGCUCCGUACUUGUUUUGUAUGGCUGAGGGUCCUGUUGGUUCAAACUAUGUUAAUUUACAGUUUGUUGCAGACAUUGUAAAAUACAACAACAUGUAUAUUAACUUCUUUUCUAUUUAUCUUUAUUCUAGAAAUACCGUAGAAUGUUCUUGGUCUAGUGGCAUGAUAGCAGCGGUGUCACAUCCUUGGUGUGAAUGGUAGCUUAGCGAACGAAAUCAAGGAUUUGCCAGGUUAGAAAGAAGAACAAGAGAGCCUCUCCCCACCACCUAAACAUUCAUCUGAACAUGAAUCUGGUAGAUUAGGAUACUUUGUAAAACCGAAUUCAUAUUAAUUACCCAUGGUGUAAGAUGUGUUUGUUUUUAACCACGUUGAAGAUAAUCAGGAAAGAUUUUUUUUUUUCCUUGAUAUUUCUCUUGAGUGUAGUACUAUAACAAAAAUUAAUGCUAAGAAACAUUUUAUAUGCUCCUUUGAAUAUGCAAUUUAAUCUAGAUUAUCUAUUUUUCUCCCAUGAUUACUAAUCUCUUUUUAGUAUCAGCAAUAUUUGGCAAGUUUAUUUUUUAGAUAUAAACUGUGGUUCAUCUGCUCACUAUUUGUAGAAAAAAAGAAAAUUCAUUCCCUUGAUAAAAAGCAUAAAUUAACACUUGAAAGGAGUGUGACUUGAUUUGUUUUGAGAAAAUGAAAUGCUUAAUUAAUUAAUUUUUCUAUAUUUGGCCUUCUCCUGGGCAUUAGAAAAUUGAGAUCGAGAAGGUUGAGUGACAGCCCUUUUUUGUAAAUGCAGCAGACCAGCCUUAACAUGGGUGUGAAUCCUGAGGAGAGUUACUAUAGUGUGACUGAAGUUUGGCUUGUAGACCAGCCCCAUAACAGCAGAGUGGGGAGACAUCUUGCAUGGUCUGCUUAGUCUCUAAGUCCAGUAAUCCCUUUGUUUGCAGAAGCAAGAAAGGCUUUUCCUCCGUCCCCACACGUUUUUGUAAUGUACACAAGAAAACUAUACACAGUUGCACUACAUCAAACCCUUUUGCGAUACUUGUAGAAAUUAGUGAACUUUUAAAAUAGAAGGCUCAUUUUUUAAUCUUUUGUUUUCCUUUAGUUCAAAAAGUUGUAGAAUACUUCAUUGACAGUAGCAAAUUUAUGUAUGUGAUAGCGUAGCUUUAAUUUAUCCGAGUAUGCAGUUCUGAAUUUUCUUUUGUUUUUUUGUUUUUUUUUUAAUUUUUCUUUUUAGAAGCCAUGAACUAUUUUAUUUUUCUUCAGCUGUCAAAACUUUCCUCGUUUUUAAAAAUGAUCAUUUGGGUUCACUCAGGAAAUGCAUGUCAGGAAACUUGUAUUAUAAGUUUAUUGUUGUUAUGUAUCAGUAACUGCUGUUACCCCUUUUUCAAAGAAAUAUAAUUGAUUUUGAAGUUUUCUAGAUUGUCACAUGCCUUGUGACUAAUGCAAGGAAAUCAGUCCUGUGUUGUAUUUGUUCUAAUCAUUUCUAUUCAGGCUAUAUAUUGUAGCUAAUUUUUAUUUGCAAUUAAUUUAUUCAAACUAAGUAAAUACUUUUCAAAACAGAUUCUCGAGUUUGUCUCUGAGUUCAUUUGUGCAUAACUGAGAGUGGGAAACCAGAAGUGAAAACUUGUGCACAGGUCUACCCAUCCUCCAAACAUAAGCAGGUGAACUCACUGAAGAGUUUGCGUUUAAGGAGCCUCUGGAGCAGCUCUGGUUCUCUGGGGAAAGUGUCUCUUACUGGGUCAUAGAGGGACUUUGCUUCGUGGCUGA
This is a messenger RNA of Chrysochloris asiatica (Cape golden mole), 3756 nucleotides long. RefSeq names its product pellino E3 ubiquitin protein ligase 1 (gene PELI1). Gene Ontology annotation, biological process: protein K48-linked ubiquitination; regulation of Toll signaling pathway. The coding region runs from base 451 to 1707 and encodes 418 amino acids. Lineage: Eukaryota; Metazoa; Chordata; Mammalia; Afrosoricida; Chrysochloridae. Gene Ontology annotation, molecular function: protein binding; ubiquitin protein ligase activity. The transcript is spliced from 7 exons. The record is from RefSeq and is a predicted model, not a curated record.